This is a messenger RNA of Loa loa (African eye worm), 336 nucleotides long. RefSeq lists its product as hypothetical. Bases 1 to 336 code for a protein of 111 amino acids. NCBI's taxonomy places the organism in Eukaryota, Metazoa, Nematoda, Chromadorea, Rhabditida, Onchocercidae. The transcript is spliced from 3 exons. The record is from RefSeq and is a predicted model, not a curated record.
AUGCGAAAUGCAAGAACAGAACAAGUUCUUUUGGGCAUUUUGGCAUUUGUUGUGGGAAUGUCAACUCGAGAUUGGUACGGCUUACAUGGCGAGAAAUUAACAAGAACUUUGAAAGCGCUCCUUAACAUCCCCAAUAUGCUUAACUCUUUUGACACAUCUACUUUCGAUUUCUUUGGUAUGUGUAAGCGUUUCAAACUCAACGGGAAAUAUAUUUUAUUUCCGGAGGAUUUAAAAAUUAAUGAAGGAAUACCACGAACACCGGAAACUAGCCCGCCGUUAAGUCCUUCGAAUAGAGAACGAGGUGAAACAAGAAAUUCAGCAAUAACCAGGUCCUGA